Leptosia nina is the source of this 1602-nucleotide messenger RNA. Lineage: Eukaryota; Metazoa; Arthropoda; Insecta; Lepidoptera; Pieridae. The record is from the annotation of a GenBank genome assembly.
AUGGACACGAAGGGGGAGGGUGAAGAAAUGACGUACCCCCACAUCUGCUUCAUGGUAGACAACUUUGACGAGGUCUUUUGUGACAUCGUGGUUCGUGACGGAGAAAUGGUGUGCGUGGAGCUGGUGGCGCGGGGUCGUGGUGAAGCUACACAGGCCGUCAUCUUUCUCGGCUCCAUACGUUACGACGCUCUGACGAGAGUCUACGAUGCUCGGCAAUCUUCGUUAUCGACUAAGGUGGCACAGCGCAUGUCCUUCGGUCUAUUAGGGGCUCGCGGCGCGGGCGCAACGCGAUGCGAAUUCGUGAGGAUGAAGGGGCCAGGUGGAAAAGGUCACGCAGAGGUGGCGGUGUCGCGACCACGCGGUUCCGGUGUCCACACACCCAGUUCGGAGCCUGGGCUAACUGCAGCCGAGCUUUGGGACAGCGAUUGGGAGGACGACCCUGAUGAUAUGUUUCUAUAUAGGCAUCAGCGUCGCCUUAGCGAUCCUUCAGCGAACAUAGCGUCCUUUGUUCGCGGCGGAUGGCGAUCGCGUGACAAAGAGAAAGAUGCACGCGACAAGAGUCGCUCCGAGAACGAAGGCCUCGACUCACUCAACGAUGGACUGGCUGAGGUGGAAGCGGGGGAUCUGAGAGACGGUCGCAGAGGGUCAGGGUCUACGAAGUGGUGCUGCGCGCGUCCGAGCAAGCGGGUCGAGGCGAUGCGGGAGGUGUACCGAGCCGCCCCGCCCGCGCCCCUCUCCCCCGCGUGCCUUCACCACCUCUCCCCGCGCCGCCCGCCCCACAGCCCCGCGCCGUCCCUCCGCCCUCUUCACAACGCGCAAGCUGCGCACGAGUGCGAGAUAGCGUAUGACGUCGCUUCCCUAGAUGAGAACGAUCUAGUCGCUACCAUAUCACGCGUGAGACCGACGCAAGCCACGGAUAAGGAUAGAACAGUCCGCGGACGAGAGGAACUGCCGUGUGACGUCAAUGACAACCCGCGACGCCACAGGGGCGGAAGCAGCUGGGCUGAUACCGAUCAAGAGCGAAAAUCUUCGAGGGGCGUUAGCUGGAACGGUUCUGAAUACCGGAAGACCGAGACCUCUACAGCAACUAAAGCUUGCCGCGGCGUCAGCUGGGACGAUAACGUAGUACGGAAGACCGAAAACAAAAAUAACAUUCUCAAACCGAAAAAUCGUGAUUGCGAAGGUGAUGGCGGGAGAUAUGAACGCGAUGAUGAAAGGGAAACGUGUAGUGAGAGUGGGGCGAGGGACAAGGGGCCGUGGAGUGGUAGCGCUCGUGCUUACGUCACUUUGCCCCGACGGCGGGGGGUGGCGGCAGCGCUGUUUCGGUCAGCCCGCCUCCCACCACGGCGAACCACGCCGGACGGCACCGAUAUCUACUAUUGGUGCGACUUGCCUAAGCGAAAUAUUCACGAGCUGGACGACGGUGCGUACAAUCCGCUGUGGGCGCUUCGUGGUUUCACACAAACCUUUCAUCUGUGGAAGGAGGGUAAACGGCAGCAGAGUGCACCACUCUCAGCGUUCCUCACCUAUGUGACACUGCCUUGGUGGGCUAUCGCUAAAGAUAUAUUGGACCAUCGCGAAGAGCCCAUCCUUACCUUCUGA